CUUGAUUUUACGGAAAAGCUUCGGAUUUGCUAAAUGAGCUUUGUUCGGUGAAUUCACGUUUGUUUGGUGAAAGUCGCGAAAGUUUUGUCUUAUUUUGGUCUGAGAUGUGUGAUAACACUGAUUCUUGUCCGAUAGCAUAAUCUCCCGGUACCAUGAACACCUUCCAAAGUAAACUUCAGUACUACACGAAGCAAAAGUUUUUCCGGUUCGGCGUACCAUUUCUGUUUCUAAUCGUGGCAGGAUCUUUUGGUUUACAACAGUUUGCCCAGCUUAGAUAUACUUACUCCAAGAAAGGUACACUUAGCUGGGAAGAAGCCGAAUCCCAUGGUAUUCAUAUGAAAAAACCAGAAGAGGUUACGUUGGAGACGGAAUAUGACAAGAUAAAAUCCAUUGACAUCAACAACUGGGAAAACGUCCGCGGACCGCGCCCUUGGGAAGAACAAACGAUGAAGAAUCAGGCUAGUCAUUAAAACAAGUAGAUUUCAAUUUUGUUUUGUAGUUGAUGUAUAUAAAUUUAUUUUCACGAAAAUACAAGACAAGAUUUGUAUAUUUUAUAGUAGAA
Molecule: messenger RNA, 562 nt
Organism: Malaya genurostris
Lineage: Eukaryota; Metazoa; Arthropoda; Insecta; Diptera; Culicidae
Gene: l(3)neo43
Product: cytochrome c oxidase assembly protein COX16 homolog, mitochondrial
Exons: 4
Coding region: 153-470 (105 amino acids)
Biological process (GO): mitochondrial respiratory chain complex IV assembly
Cellular component (GO): mitochondrial inner membrane
Source: RefSeq, a predicted model, not a curated record